Messenger RNA from Phlebotomus argentipes, 1853 nucleotides. It is a transcript of the gene SH3PX1, whose product is annotated as sorting nexin lst-4. The record is from RefSeq and is a predicted model, not a curated record. Bases 226 to 1851 code for a protein of 541 amino acids. Lineage: Eukaryota; Metazoa; Arthropoda; Insecta; Diptera; Psychodidae. The transcript has 3 exons. Gene Ontology annotation, biological process: plasma membrane tubulation; endocytosis; mitotic cell cycle. Gene Ontology annotation, cellular component: cytoplasmic vesicle; plasma membrane. Gene Ontology annotation, molecular function: protein binding; phosphatidylinositol binding.
GCUCGCGGGCCCCAAACUAGGCCAAUAAUUACAUUGUCGCACUGUGAAUUGCGCUAGUGGGGCGCUUUUAUUGUCGGCAUAAGCGAGGGAGUCACUGAUAAGCACAAUUGGGCUUUGCAAUCGAGAAGGAAAAUAUUAAGUUGAUGAGUAAGAGAUUUUCUCCAAACUUCCCGAGAAACUCUCUUGUUAUAUUUCGAGUGUGAGAGACGGCGUCACGGAGCGAAGAUGCGCGUGAAGGCACUGUACGACUUCUCGGGGGAGCCGAACACGUCUGAGCUGUCGAUCCAGGAGGGCGAGGUGCUCACCGUGACCCGCACGGACGUAGGCGAGGGCUGGUGGGAGGGUAGCAACAAGCAGGGCCGCACGGGUCUGUUUCCGGCCGCCUAUGUGGAGACGCUGUCGGAGCCGCCGGCCGUGGCGGCGCCUGUGGCGCCCAAGGCUGCUCAGUAUCCGGCGCUACCGCGCUACGACCAGACGCCGGACGACUGGAACGAGCAGCAGGACGACUGGGAGGACGACUGGGAUGACGAUCAGGACACGUACUCGGAGAUCGGUCCGGGGACGGGCGCCACGCACAACAGCCAAGCGGCCGCGACGCCGUUCAACAGUGCCGCCGCCUUGCCGCCGCGCCCGGCGGAUGAUGCCAUCUCUGUGACGUCGACCAGUGCGCCGGUGAAGAGUCGCUCGAAGAUGUUCUCCAAGUCCAGCGAUUCGUACAUCAUGGGCAUCACGCAGGUGUCCGUGCCGGAGAACGAGAAGGUCAGCAUCGUGCCCGUGGACCACGGCUUCAUGUGGCGCCACACCAAGGAGCCGUACACGGUGCGCGUGGCAUCACCGAAGAAGGAGACCAAGUUCAAGGGCAUGAAGAGCUUCAUUGCCUACCAGCUGACGCCCAGUUUCAACAACAUUUCGGUGUCGCGGCGCUACAAGCACUUCGACUGGCUGCACGGACGUCUUGUGGAGAAGUUCUCGCUGAUUCCCAUUCCGCCGCUGCCGGACAAGCAGAUUUCCGGGCGCUACGAGGAGCAGUUCAUCGAGCACCGGCGCGUACAACUACAGGAGUUCGUGGACUGGAUGUGUCGGCAUCCGGUGCUGUCAUCGUGCGAGGUGUGGAUGCAUUUCCUCACGUGCACGGACGAGAAGAAGUGGAAGGUGGGCAAGAGGACAGCGGAGAAGGAUCCACUCGUGGGCGCUGUGUACUGUGCGGCCAUCGUGGCGCCGGAGAAGCAGUUGCUGCAGAGUCAGGUGGACAUGCAGGUGGACACGUGCGGCAACUUCGUGCACCAGAUGGACUCGGCGGUGAAGACGCUGUCCAUCAUUGCCACGGAGCAGACGAAGAAGUAUCAGAUGCAGUGGAAAAAGGAUUUCCAGCGCAUCGGCGAGGGCUUGUCGGAGUUGGCGCGAUCGCUGGAGGUGGACGAGAGGCGGGCCAGCACGAGCACGUGUCUGUCGAAUUCCGUGGGCCUCACGGCGGGCGUCUACAUUGGCGUCGGACAGCUGUUUGGCGACCAGGCGAAGCACGACUGGAUUCCGCUGUCGGAUCGGUUGCACAUCUACAAGGGCGUCCUAGGGGCUUUUCCGGACAUUCUGUCGGAGCACAAGAACGCCAUGGCGAAGAAGCGAGACUGUGAGAAGCUGACGGGCGACCAGAAGAUGAGCAAUGCUCAGCUGCAAGAGGUGAAUCGGCGCACGGAUGUCAUCUCCUAUGCCAUGAUGGCAGAAUUGUCGCAUUUCCGCGUGGAGCGCGACGAGCAUCUCAAGGAGACUCUGAGGGAGUUUAUUGCCGCCCAGAUUGCCUUCUAUCAGACCAUCGUGUCGCGUCUGCAAGCGGCGAAGCAGUUCUUCGAGUGAAA